AUGACUACUAUUCCCUCAAGACUCUCUCAAGUUGCAAGAUCAUCAAACUCAUUAGCUGAAGCUCAUGCAAGAGCUAGAACGCUUUAUCGUGACUUCUAUCGCAGCGCUCCAAGCAUCUGUGCAUUAUACUCACUUAACAUUCCACCUUCACAAAUAAGAGCAAAGAUUCGUCAGGAAUUUGAGAAGAACAGAAAUUUGGAUGAUUUGAAUGUUAUUGACUUAGUCUUAUUCAAAGGCAGGCAAGAGUAUCAGGAGACGAUGAAUGCAUGGAAGCAAGAGUCUCAUAUAAUGCGCUGGUUCGCUUUGGAAGAGGCUCCACCUAGACCUCAAACAUUCCUCGAAAAAUUCUAUGCAGGUCGCGACGAAGACCAAGUUUAA
Molecule: messenger RNA, 378 nt
Organism: Wallemia ichthyophaga EXF-994
Lineage: Eukaryota; Fungi; Basidiomycota; Wallemiomycetes; Wallemiales; Wallemiaceae
Product: NADH dehydrogenase 1 alpha subcomplex subunit 6
Exons: 5
Coding region: 1-378 (125 amino acids)
Biological process (GO): response to oxidative stress
Source: RefSeq, a predicted model, not a curated record